Molecule: messenger RNA, 1743 nt
Organism: Paramecium sonneborni
Lineage: Eukaryota; Ciliophora; Oligohymenophorea; Peniculida; Parameciidae
Source: the annotation of a GenBank genome assembly
AUGUCUGUAGAUAUCUCUUAGUCCAAUCAUUAAUUAACGAACUCUAUUCCAUAACGUAAAACAUUUAUUCAUAAUAAUUAUCAGAAUAGGUUACAACAGAUAAUGAAAUCCUUGAUGCCUUACUAUCCAGAAAACCUUUUUAUGAAUCUUUAUUUGAUAACUUAGUCAAAAUGGGUUUGCCAGUUCUUUCCAUUAACCCUAAUUAAAAUUUCAUCAAUUCCAUUAACAAUGACCCAUUUGAUAUUCCUUCACUUUAAAGGCUAAUAUCUAUUAAAUUGGAGGGACAACCGAUAUCCUUUCAUCGUUCAAAAUUGGCUCAUUAAUGUAAGAAUUUCAUUACUCAAUCUCUUAAUACUAAUUAAAAUAUCGAAUUAGAACAUAUGCUUGCUUUAAUCAAAAAAACUACAGAUUCUGUUUUUUUACCUAAAAUUUCUAGAUUGGAUUAUUCAUAACUAAAUUAUGAUCAAGAAUUCAAUUAUACUCUAUUCCUUAAAUUACUUAAUAUGAAUCAUGUUCAUCCUAUUUCAACUAAUCUCACCUUUACUACUACUGAAAUUUCUGGUUAUUAUGAAAUCAAAAAUAUUGAAGAUUUAAGAGAUCAUGAGUAAAUUGAUACAUUUAUUGCUGUCAGAAAAUUAAGACAGCAAAUUUUUUAAAUUAUUGAAUCUAUUGCUGAAAUUUUAGAUUCAUUAGAUUCUCUUCAUAUUACUAGAAUAGAAGAUGCAUUCCUUAGAUAUAUUAAUGUUAAAGCAUCCUUAUAAUUACCAUUUACUAAAUCUAUUAAUCAAGAAUGCAUUGAAAAGUAUAUUUCUGAAGAUCUUCCUACUGAAGAAUCAGCUCAAAAUUUUAGUAAAGUAAUCAUUACUUAAAAAAUUAAUGAUCAUUCUAAAACUUAAGAAUAAAGUACUAAAAGUAAAUUUUAUUCUUAUCUUAGAAAUUAAAAAAAUCACAAAAGAAGAUUAUUAUUUAAAAUAAAAAAAAGAAAACCAAGAAUCUACAAAAGUUAGAAUGAAAAAUGAUAAUAUUGAUAAAUUUAUGAGAAAAUCUGCCAAAAAUUAACUUAAAAAAUGUCUUCACAAAUCAAUUUCAUAGUGGGAUCAAGAGAGACAAGUUGAAUUUGAAAAGAAAAUAUCCAAUUUAGAUAAACUUUUUAUUUCAAAUUUCAUUGAAAUCUAAUAAUCAAAUAUUAAUAAUGAAACUUUAGCUAAACCAAAUAAACCUAAUAAUAAAAGAAAGGUUUAUUUUGAUGUUUUUGAUUCUUGUAGAUAUUAUAAUGGGAAAAUUAUUGACUUUAAGAUUAUUAAUCCUAGAAAACCUUUCUUCUAAUAUUCAUUCAUUGAAUAUAAUUUAGAUUCUGAAGAAGAAGUUGCUGAAGAUGUUUGCUCUGAAGAAAGAUCUGUUGAUAUGACAUCUUCUGAAUCUCUUUAAGAAUUUAUUGAAUUGGAUAUUAAAAAUUCAUUUAUUUAAAAUGAAGAACCAUUUACGUUAAUAUUUGAUCCUAAAAAUUAUGAAUAAUUUUCAAAUUAUAAAGCUAUCAUAUUAUCAGAUAUUACACCAAUAUUUGAAUAAGAAGCUAAAACGAAUUAAAACAAUAAAUAAUUAAGCAAAAGUGCUCAUCUAAAAAAUAAAAAAGAUUUAAUUGUCAAAACAUUAGAAAAUAUAUUGACUCCAAUAAAAAAUGAAAGUCUAUAAUUUUUAGAUACUGAAUUCUUGAUUAUUCCUGAAUCAGUUGAGAAGUUAUGA